Messenger RNA from Engraulis encrasicolus (European anchovy), 2333 nucleotides. Its product is annotated as stonustoxin subunit alpha-like. Lineage: Eukaryota; Metazoa; Chordata; Actinopteri; Clupeiformes; Engraulidae. The record is from RefSeq and is a predicted model, not a curated record. Bases 83 to 1876 code for a protein of 597 amino acids. The transcript is spliced from 8 exons.
GCUGUUUUUAACCCUUAGUGUGCCACCACCAGAGGCAUAUGACAAAUCAUCUGAAUUUGCUGCAAGAAACUGUUCAGAAGCCAUGCACUCUGAUCGGCAGAUAGCUGCCCUCGGCCGGCCCUUGCAUCCUGGCAUGCUCUACAACGCUUGCAAUGACACCUAUAUUCCAGGUGUGACCCUGUGGUCAGAUGAAGACAUGACGAAGGUCAUGAAAAUCAGAGGUCACCAGAACACGUCCUUCGAUGUCACCGCAUCCGACUCCAUGAAGAAGAAAACAAAACUCUUGGACAUCAGCGCCUCGCUAAAAGGCAGCUUUCUGGCGGGAUUAAUCUCCAUCGAAGGCUCCGCCAGCUUUCUGAACGACAGGAUUUCAUCUUCGCGCCAAUGCCGGGUGACGAUGCGUUACAAGGAGACGACGCUGUUCAAGGAGCUGGUAGCCACGGACAUGGAGGUGAAACAUCCGGAGAUCUUCGGGAGGAACGAGGCCACGCACGUGGUCACGGCGGUGCUGUACGGAGCAGAGGCCUUCAUGGUGUUCGACCAAAUGGCGGCCGACUACCUGGAAAAAAAUGAAGUCAAGGGAACCCUCAAGGCGAUGAUCGACAAAAUCCCUCUGCUUAAGCUGUCGGGGGAGGGAUCAGUGGCCAUGUCGGAAGAAGAUAGACUCAAGGCAAGGCGGUUCAGCUGCAAGUUUCACGGCGACUUCAAAUUGAAAGAGAAUCCAUCGUCCUUUGAAGAGGCUGUGGUCGUGUACAAGCGCCUUCCCUCGCUGCUGGGCCAGAAGGGGGAGGAAGCAGUGCCCUUGAAGGUCUGGCUGUACCCGCUGGUCAACCUUGAGUCCAAGGCCUCCAAGCUGGUGCGAGACAUCAACUCAUCAGCCGUGGCCAUCCUCGAGUCCGUCAUCGAACACCUCCACGACGCCAAGAUGAGAGCCCACGACCUGAUCAAGCUCAGCAAGGGCAUGAACCUGACGGUGCUCAGGGACAAGCUGGAGACCUUUCAGAGCAAACGGACGGAGUACACCGUCUUCCUGAAGAGGAGGUUGAAGGGGGUGCUUCCAGAGAUCAGGGGUGGGACGGUGCCCGAGACGGCCCUGAACGACAUCCUGCGGUUCCACGAGGAGUCGACCUUCUGCAAGGUCAAGAUGAGGGACUGGCUGGACGAGAAGGAGACGGAGAUCACCAUCGUCCAGUCUUACCUGGGCCUGCUGGGCAGCACCUCGCUCGUGCCACCGGGUCCGGAGCUCGACAGGGUGCUGUACGACCCGAAGCUGAACACCGUGGUGGUGUUCAGCUUCACCUCGCUGCAGCAUCCGGAGCCGUACCUGGCCAACAUGGAGGAGUGCCUCAACUGCGAAGACUUCACCAAGAUGGCCGACGUCAAGGUCGCGAUCGAUAAGGCCGCGAAGGUUGUCUCCGGGCAGAACACAGUGCCCUGGUACAAGUAUCCGGGCGCCAUCCCGGCCCUGCGGUCCUGCUCUCCCCUCUUCCUGGUGGUGAAGGCCAAGUGCAUGAGGAACCCUCUGCACUCUGCACUCAUCAGCUACGCGCAAGACGACUCCCACCCGGGGUCCUCCAUCCGGGUGUACAAGAACGGGGUCUGCAUCAACCCCCACCUCAAACCCCCGGGGAAGAACCCAGAGGCGGGGGGGCAGCCAGGCGGAGGUAAAGGAGCAACCGCAGUAACGAGCAAGCGAGGAGCGGAGAAGAUGAAGACUGAAGAAGAAGAAGAGGAUGAUCCUUUAGGCCCUGCUGAUCAUCAAAAGACUAGCAAGAGCACGGCGACGGAUGGGAGCCCAUGGAAUAAUGAUGAUGAUGAUGGAAGCAUCACCACUCCAGAAGAUCCAUUCACUGCCAUAGAUGGUUCUUGGUUCUAGACUAGAUCAUUGAGGUUCAACCUACGCACAGUAUCAUACUGUGUUCAUGAAGAGGAGGGAAGAGUGGACAAGAAGGGUGGAUAUGUAGAGACAAAAAAGCUCCCCCACACUCUUCACACUUGUUUUUAUGUUUCGGUCUAAUGACCUUCUUCAAGCAAUCUAGUGGUUCCAAUCCUACGUACUUUGCAAAAGGAGGUGUGCAAGAAUUCUAAAAAUAGAGAGUGGAUAUGUACCUGUCAGUAGCCUAAUGUUGGUGUCAUUUUCAAAUGUUGUUGUUCUAUUUUUUUCUAUAUUGGGUGGGUGUGGUGAACUUUUUUUUUGUCAUUGGUGAGACUUUCAGUGCGAAGACACCAAUGACCAUGGGUGUGCUUCUGGGUUGAGUUUCUUUUUUAAUAUUAUUAUAUACAUACAUCAUUAUAUUUGCUCUUUUAACUUCAGAACUUCAGAACUUGCCAAA